Dunckerocampus dactyliophorus (ringed pipefish) is the source of this 8662-nucleotide messenger RNA. It is a transcript of the gene evi5l, whose product is annotated as ecotropic viral integration site 5 like. NCBI's taxonomy places the organism in Eukaryota, Metazoa, Chordata, Actinopteri, Syngnathiformes, Syngnathidae. The coding region runs from base 444 to 3005 and encodes 853 amino acids. The record is from RefSeq and is a predicted model, not a curated record. The transcript has 20 exons.
AUGAUUUCCUUGUCAUUGAUUCUACCGCUUACGCUGUUUUCCCAUUGAAUCGGCCGCUACAUGGCGGUUUUCUUGCCUAUUUUGUUGAAUUAUAAGUAAAAACGGAAAUACAUUAGUUUCCUCCUUAAUUCGGCAGCUGUUGGAGCUGGCAGGGUGAGGAGGGAUGGCACUGCGGUGGACACUGUCGGUGUGUGUGUCCUCGGUGGUAUAUUAAGGUUUUAAUUAGCCGAUAAGAUGGCUAUGGUUCACAUUUAAGACUGUUGUCGUGGGACUGUGACUGUACCGCCCCGAUAUGGAAAAGCACCCCUGGUUUGAAGACCUCUGAUUCUAUCGGCUCCUCAGCCAGCCAGGUGACAGUCAGCUAACAUCCAGGCUUACUGGGGAAGUCGAGAGCACACUGAAGCAACAAGAAGAGCCUCCAAUUGCGCUGCUUCCCGAUCACCAUGUCUUUACCCAGCAGCAGCCCAGACCGAGAGGGCUCCAGCGGGGUUCCUUCACACUUGGAGUGCCCCUCCUCUCCUCCCGGUUUGGAUCCAGAUCCACUGUCGACUGGCAGCCCAGUCCUCAGCCCAGACUCAUCUUCCCAUGAUGCAGUGCUGUCAGCUCCAGCAAUGUCACCGGCAGACUCGGAGAACCUCAGUCCAGAUGAACUGGAGCUGCUAGCCAAACUGGAGGAGCAGAAUAGGUUACUGGAGGCUGACUCCAAGUCCAUGCGCUCCAUGACAGGCUCGCGGCGCAACAGCGGCUCUUCGCUGGUGUCGAGUUCCUCCGCCUCCUCCAAUCUGUCCCACUUGGAGGAGGACACCUGGAUCCUUUGGGGCCGCAUCGUCAACGAGUGGGAGGAAUGGAGACGCAAGAAGGACAAACUCCUCAAGGAGUUAAUUAGGAAGGGCAUUCCUCAUCACUUCCGUGCCAUUGUGUGGCAGCUGCUGGGCAACGCCACGGACAUGCCGGUGAAAAAUCAGUAUUCAGAACUGCUGAAGAUGUCGUCCCCUUGCGAGAAGCUCAUCCGUAGAGACAUUGCACGCACCUACCCUGAGCACGAGUUCUUCAAAGGUCAGGAUAGCUUAGGCCAGGAGGUCCUCUUCAACGUCAUGAAGGCGUACUCCCUUGUGGAUCGAGAGGUGGGCUACUGCCAAGGCAGUGCAUUCAUUGUUGGUCUGCUACUUAUGCAGAUGCCUGAAGAGGAGGCGUUUUGCGUCUUUGUGCGUCUGAUGCAGGAAUACCGUCUUAGAGAGCUCUUCAAGCCCAGCAUGGCCGAACUGGGCCUCUGCAUCUACCAGUUUGAGUAUCUGCUGCAGGAGCAACUUCCAGAGCUUAACGUCCAUUUCCGGUCCCAGAGUUUUCAUACAUCCAUGUAUGCAUCAUCCUGGUUCCUCACCUUGUUCCUCACCUUCCUCCCUCUGCCUGUUGCCACACGUAUAUUUGAUAUUUUUAUGUAUGAGGGCUUGGAGAUCAUCUUCCGUGUGGGCAUGGCCAUCCUGCAGUACAACCAGACAGAUCUCAUUCAGCUGGACAUGGAGGGCAUGUCGCAACAUUUCCAGAAGGUGAUCCCCCACCAGUUUGACAGCUGCCCAGACAAGCUGAUCCUCAGGGCCUACCAGAUCAAAUACAACCCCAAGAGAAUGAAAAAGCUUGAGAAAGAAUAUACCACCAUCAAGAACAAAGAAAUGGAAGAACAAAUUGAGAUCAAGAGGUUACGCACAGAAAACCGGCUGCUGAAACAGCGGAUUGAGACCUUAGAGAAGGAGAGUGCUGCUCUGGCAGAUAGACUCAUACAGGGUCAGGUCACCAGGGCGCAGGAAGCGGAGGAGAACUACGUGAUCAAGCGUGAGCUGGCAGUGGUGAGGCAGCAGUGCAACACAGCCAGCGAGAGCCUGGAGAAGGCGCAGGACACCAUCAGAGAGCUGCAGCAACAAAAGUACACGGAGCAGUUUGUGAGCGGUCUGCAGACGCAACUGGAGCAGUCCAAGCUGCGUGAGGCGGAGUUGCUGGGAGCGCUGAAAGAAAUGCAAGACAAGGUGCUCGAUCUGGAGAAGAGGAGCAGCUGUUUACCUGAUGAAGACAACAUGGCAGCUCUGCAGGAGGAGGUGAAGCAGAUGAAACUGAGGGAGCUGGAGACGCUGCGCUCAUUCAGAGAGAUGCAGGACUCUGUCACUGAGCUCAAUCAACGCUGGCAGCAUCACAUGUCCCGUAGCGGCAGCACUGGUGGUGGCGGCAGCCACUGGAAGGAAUCGCCAAAGAAGAACGCAAUGAAUGAGCUGCAAGACAAAUUGAUGACCGUCCGACUGAGGGAGGCACAAGCCCAGGCUGAGCUUCGAGAGGUCAAACUGAAAGCUGUUCAGCUGGAGAGCCAGAAUCAAAUCCACAACAAACAGAUUGGUCGGCAUGAGCAGGAGCGUUCCGCCCUCCAGGAUCGGCUCCAGAUGCUGUCCAAUCAGAAUAAAGCUGUUCAAGCCCAGCUCAACGAGAUGAAACGGAAGCAGGCAGAGUGGGAUUGCAAGAGUAAAGAGGAGGUGAUGGCGGUGCGCCUGAGGGAAGCAGACAGCAUGGCUGCCAUGGCUGAGCUCAGGCAGAAGAUAGCAGAGCUUGAGAUACAGAAGGAAGAAGGGCUGAUCCAAGGCCAGCUGAACCACUCUGACUCCAGACAGUAUAUCAACCGGCUCAGGGACCAGAUCACUGAGCUCAAAAAUGAGAUCAGGCAGUUGCGAGGGCAGAAGGCAGGUGCACCGAGCUCCAGGCUCACUACAGGAGGCGCCAACUACCAAGAUCUCUGCCUGGCCAGCCCCGCCUCCGCAGAAGGGGACUACCUAAGCUCAGACGACGACUUCCUCCACAGCCCGCUCCCUGCUAAUGCCCUUUACCCGGCCAUACCAGGCCCGUGUCACUCGGCUGCCCGCCUGGACAGUGAAGGUAGCACAGACAGCGAGGCAGAGGAGCGAAUACCACCCGACCCCCAGCAGCUGUACGGCAACAUGGUAUGCGCCAAGGCGAUGGAGAAUUGAGGCCUGGAGGAGGAGGAGCUCACUGACACUGACAGACCUGCUCCUUUAGCACCUCAGAAACUGUCCUAUAUAGUACAUAUCUAACCCAAGACACAAAGUGGGCUGAAACUGGACAUUCAAGACUUGCUGCUGAAGAUGGACCACUUGUCCUAAAUCUCCUGACCAAGGCAAACAAAAAAAAUACAGCCCUUCUAUAACUCUUGUUCCUGAUUGGGAUCCACUAUCGGACAUAUUCAUUUCCUGUCAUGAGAAAAACACACAUCUGUCCUCCCUGCCUUCACCCCUAAAGGUCUAUCAGCCAUCCACGGGGCCCUCACAUCCUAAUUGGAAGAGGCCGGGGGGGUAGAAGAACACGUCCAGCGGAAUAUCACCAAAUACAUCUUGUCCUCAUGACCAUUUCAACAUGCUUCACAACACACACGGAGCGUUCAAAGUGCAAACAUAUUCAAAAAAAAAAAAAAAAGUUGCCAAAUCUUUUUUUGUUUGUGUUUUAAAGUAAUUUAUAUGUUAUGUAAUUUAUUUUGAUAUGUUUUUUUUGUUUGUUUGUUUUUUAUAUCGGUGUGAAACUUCCCUCCCAACCCCACCUCGUGUGCCAACCCAGAGCCACCGUAACAGCCGCCUGUUUACUGUGACGCUCGGAAAGACACUAAACGUGCUGCUAUGGUUUAUCUCUACACUCAUUUGCAUACUGAGAUGUCACUAAUUACUUUGUGUGGCGUCCGUCACCUUGUGUGUGUUUGUGUGGGAGUGUGUGUGUUUUGUGUGAAUGGAAAGUUUUGACAUUUUAUAAAAUAUGUUCCAGACCUCCCCAUCCACUAAUGAUAAUAAUAAUAAUAAUAACUGAAAUCCAAACACCCUGAAGUGCAAGAACUUUGCUAGAUGAUGGGUGAUAAAUACAUAAACAAUUCAGUGUUAUGUUUUAAAGUGUCUAUUCAUUACUUGGCUGCAACCAGCAAUGGUGCCGUUGAUUCAGUCCUAACUAGCUUGCUGUCUAAAGAAGGAGCAUCCAGAAAUCCGUUUUCUAUACUGCUUGUAAUGGUUGAGCUCGAGCCUAUCCCAGCUGUCUUCGGAGAAAGGCGGGGUACAGCCUGGACUGGUCGCCAGCCAAUCGCAGGGCACGUAUAGACAACCAUUGACGCUCUAUUCACACCUAUGGACAACUUAACCUAACCUGCAUAUUCUUAGGAUGUGGGAGGUAGCUGUGAAACCCCACGCACGCACGGGGAGAACAGUGCGGCUGAAAGAACAUGUGUAAACUAACUCUUCUACUACUCCUGAACCACUGCAAACGAAAUGGUGAAGAUUUGGCAAAACAUGCACUCCUAAUGUGUUGCCUGUGCUAUUAUUUUUCGGACCAACACACCACAUGGUGGCGCUGUUAUUCAACCCCAAAGUUUGGGCUUAUAAAUCAGAUUGAUUUGAAAUUUGUCACACAGCUCAAAUGCACGUUACAAAACACCCAUCACAACCUUAGGAUGAUCUCAAACCAUCACAAAAUUCUAAACGUAUCUUUAGGGGACAGACUGGCACAUCUUCAGCAAUACAUGGUGGAAAAACAUCAAGCAAAACAUUCAUGCAGGGGCACGGACGAGACUUUGCAGCUAAUCGUCCGUAAGUCUUUGACCGUUUGUAUAAUGAUUAUAAAACUUGGAGGAGAUCUGCAUUACAGUACAUGCAAGCUAGCAUGUCUUCCAAAGCAUUCUGACAACAACCCAGAGGGGGGCAUCACAAAUCAUUUAUAGCAGACCUUUGGGCACCAUUCUGCUAUGGACUGCACUGAAGCAGGAGUUCAGAACAUUCCCACACAAAUUCUCCCGCCAUUUAAUUGAGCGCCAAUCAUCAGAUGCCUAUCCCUAAGCAUCUCGCAGAAAUGCGCACAUUUUUGUAAACGUCUAAAAAGAUUUUGUCCCUUUAUAGCUGAGGAGGUAACAAUCUGUGCUGUUUGUACCCAAGCUGUUGGAAAGUGUCAUUUACUUCUGUGGUAAAGAAAGUUGAACCAUUUAUUGGAUACUCGUGCAUCAUAUUAUAUAAUAAUUAUCGCUUUGUCAUCUUUUUCAACUUAGUUACCAAAUACGGUUCCUCGGACAGACAGCAGUUAGCAUACAGAAACUUAGUUUGAUCAUUUUACUCAGCACCAUGUCAGUAAAGUUAGCACAAUAGUUAACACAUCAUGAAAUCUUACAGUUGUAGUAGUGGUGAUAGCAAUCCGAAUUCCAAGACAUUGCAGCAUUAACAUGAUUUUAGCAGUCAGCGCUAACUGGCGUCACGUGGACUCGGGUAAGCUAAAAGCUAAGCUAACAGGCUACUUCUUUAACUUAAUGACGGCAAGCAAACAUAUUUCGCCUUAAAUGUCAAGCUGUCUUUUAUUUUUUUGUGAGUCCUCUGAGUGUAUAAAUCCAUGUUUCAGCUCGCUGAAACGGAUUCAUAUGGUAACGAUGCUAACAGUAGCAGCAGUCUAGGUGACAUAUUUGAUAAUAUUGUCAAACAAUAUUACUUUGGAGGUUGUCAAGUGUGUGGUGAUUGAUGAAAUAUCACAAGAUUUCAAGGGAAACCUCUGUUUCAACACUGAAGAAAGCUAGGGUGUUAUAUGUUCUACUUUUUGCACUACAGAGAGAAACUUGCUAACGGAACGGAGUGAAGUUGCCAGAUAUUGAUGUACUACUCUACUUUAUCAUGGGAAAUUGUUUCCCCUUUCUACAUUAUUAUCCACCGUCUUUCAAAAAAAAAAAGCAAAUAAUGAAAUUGAACACCUUCACAAGAGUUCAAGAGGAUGUUGUAUUGCCAAGCGCAUUGUUGCAAAUAACAGCCUUUUAGCGGUGAUUGCUGGAUGUCACAACUCUGCACUAGAAUCAGUUUUGACAUGUUGCAAUGAAGUUUCACUCAAGUUCCUUCUGUUUCUCAUGCUAACUAGACUGUAGAGACUGUGAUUUUGGUUGAAUGCAUGAAUACCGAGAAAUCUGAGCAUCCUCGAACUUAAUGCUGAUACCAGCAUGUAAUAUCUCUUCCGUUUGAACUCGAAGAUAAAAAUGUUUUACCUGGUUUUGGGGCAAGCAAGCUAUUACGAUAAUUUUUCUCAGUUCAAACACCUAUUGGUUCUGAAAUAUCAAACUUGUUCUGCAAGAAGAUCAUGUCAUGGUAUUAACUUACUAACAGCAAAGCAUUCCAGACAACCGGGGAAGUCCGACAUUUCCUACUCGGAAAAUGUGCAUGGGGUUGCAACAACGGUGGUGCCCUUCUAUGAAUGCAAAAUGUCAAUUUUAAAGGUUAUAUGAACUACAUUUAUCUAUUUGUUUGUUACAUAGCGAGACCUCGGUUAGCAUCAUUAAUCCGUUCCGAGUCUAACAGAAUACAUUUUAAGAAAUAAUGCAAAUCCAAUUAAUCCAUUCCAGACAAAAACGUGUUUUGAUAGUUUUACAUGCAGAAAACAAUUCAAAAUGCAUAUAAAUAAUGAAUGGAAGGGAUUAAUGAACAUUUACCAAUACUUUUACCUUGAUUGAAGACUUUACUGUUGACAAAGUCGGCUAUGAGGCAGCAGAAUCCACACCGACACCAUUUUUUGUGUUUUGCUGUGAGUUAUUUGUUGAAUUCAGUAAUCUUUCUCACCUUGUCGCUUCACUCAAUACUUCCUUUGCCUCCAUUGUGGGUUAUUUUGCAGUCCUGAUCGAUAAGAGAAGCAGAGACUUGUGGCGCACCUGUGUUAGUUAGCAGAGAACCACAGAGUCAACUGCUGAUAACGUCAUAGACGGGCAACAGAGCUUGGGGGACAAAGACUUUUCGGUUUCUAUGCUAACAUGGACGUUUUGCGAUCAUGUUAUUAGUUGGACUCGCACAGUGUAUUAAUAACACGACAAUAUGCAUGCUAUAUCGUGUGCCAACUGGGAAAUCUACGCGAACCGAGGCAAAAUCUUUUCAACGUAAACCGGAAAGUAUGCUAACUGGGGUGUACGCUAACAGAGGUUCCGCUGUACUAGAUAUCAGCAUUUUACACAAUUGAUUCUACAUGGAAAAUAGUGUGAAGAUAUGCCUCUAUGUCUUUUUUGCAUUCAAUAAUUUACCAUUGCGUGCGUCAUAGAAAAAUCUCGAUCUGUAUAACAUACAGCCAUGGGAAAAAAUUAUUAGACCACCUUGUUUCGUCACUUGUUUGUUCAUUUUAAUACCUGGUACAACUAAAGAUACAUUUGUUUGGACAAAUAUAAUAAUGACACCAAAAAUAGCUCAUAGAGUUACAUUUUUUGGCAGUACAAUACCAUAGCUAUUGACGUGAGAACCUAAGUGAUUUUGGUGAUCGGAAAGAAAACCAUGGAAAUGGCUGGAUAUCUGGCUCUUAAAUGAAAGCUGUGUUGCGUAUUAGGCUGUGUUGACGGCUUGAAAGCUGUCGAUGCGGUAUGGUUCAAAUGUAAAAAAGAAAAAUGUAAUUCCUGUAUUGAUAUUUUAAUUUGGAUGCACACCAACAUUUAAUGGGUUAUUGCUUGGCACAUAUGCCACCCCUCCCCAAAGUUUCAUGAAAAUUGGUUUUGUUUAGUUUGUUUUUUAAAUGAGGGUUGAAAAAAAGGAAUUUCAACUGGAAAAGAUGUCUACGAUCUUUCCGCAUCGUUGGCUAUAAUGUACAACGUUCUUUUUCAGCACAUUAGCCAUGUUUUUUUUUUGUUUUGUUUGCUUUUGAUUACAACGCUUUGAGGUCGAACUUUGGAAGUGGGAUAUUUCCUACUUCCCAGCAGUCUGGAAUGCAACAUUGUUUUGAUAUCCCCCUUUACCUGGAGGCUAUUUGCACCUGGCAUUGCUGUGAUCUGCUGUGAUGUAUUCAUUUGUAUGGACAGUUGCACUCAAAUGGUGAACUCUUGUUGGAAAUUGCAUUUAUUUGCAAAGUCUAGUAUGAAUUUUGCAGGACUGUAGUUUGCAAUAAACCAACAAAAUCCAUUACAGCCUCAGUUACGGUAAUCAAUUGGCCAUUUAUUGAAAGGAACCUCUACAAUGGGGUUUAAAUGAUUUGAGUGCAACUGUACAUAGUGCUCAAUUUCUGCUCAUCAGUGUUUAGUAGUUAAAUGUAUUGACUACUUUCACUUCCAGGAAAGUGCAGUAUUUUGGUGACCUGGUAAAAAAACACAUACUGUACAGUAUUGUAAUCAGUGUGUGUUUAUCAUAUGCUCCACAAAGACUUGAGUGAGUCUGGGUUGCCUUGACAUUUAAGAGUUUUCCCACCAAUAAAUGCCAUUACAUGAAGCUCUAAAGUGACGGUGCUCUGACCUAAACACUAAUUACAACUACAGUACUGUGACAAAGCAUUUUGUACAUUACUUUGGGAGAUGCUUGCGUUAUCAUUUCAACCACUGCCAUCAACCCACACAGUGGAUGGUGAUCAUUGAACAUCAUUAAUGUGCCAUAAACAUAUCGUACGUACCUUCCUUUGUCCUCCCUUUUGUAGCAAGAAUUGUGCUGAUCAAGUCAAUUUAGCACGGACUCGGAUGUGACGGCACCCUUAACCAUGUGGUGUAAAAACCCUUCUUGCAUUUCAACUGAUGUACUUGUCAAAUACAUUUAAUACAACUAAAAGUUAUAUUAACUCUAUUAUGAUGGGAUGAUUAUUUUAAAAAUGGCAUCUAUUUCAGUGUUGUGUGUCCUAUGAAUGAUACAAAAUAAAACUUUGACAUUGCACCUUU